AUGGACCAAAGAGCCAGCCGCCUGCUCCGUGCUCCCUGCACCAGCACAGCCUGCAUAGGCGUCCAGCUAUGUCCUCGCAGGCGCGCAUCCGUCACCGCUCACCAGAGAAGCAUGUCCCCGGCGAGGGGCAGAGGUGACACGGGCUGGGACCCGACAGGCGGGCAGAACCGGCAGAACGGCCGCGACGACGAGGACGAGUCUUCCACCUUGCAGCUCCGGUCCGAGGCGCGCAUGAAGCCCGAGGAGAGGGCGCGGAAGGCGGCGUUCGAGCGGCACGAGAACUUGGAGCGGUGCAUCGCCAACGUCGACGGCAGCGGCGAGAAGGUGUUCCGAGCGUUGGUCAACACCAGAGUGUCCUUGCUCAACAUUCUCAGCCCGGGCUUCUGA
Messenger RNA from Miscanthus lutarioriparius, 387 nucleotides. The record is from the annotation of a GenBank genome assembly. Lineage: Eukaryota; Viridiplantae; Streptophyta; Magnoliopsida; Poales; Poaceae.